This is a messenger RNA of Telopea speciosissima, 3259 nucleotides long. RefSeq names its product probable LRR receptor-like serine/threonine-protein kinase At3g47570. Bases 1 to 3132 code for a protein of 1043 amino acids. Lineage: Eukaryota; Viridiplantae; Streptophyta; Magnoliopsida; Proteales; Proteaceae. Gene Ontology annotation, biological process: protein phosphorylation. Gene Ontology annotation, molecular function: ATP binding; protein binding; protein kinase activity. The record is from RefSeq and is a predicted model, not a curated record. The transcript has 2 exons.
AUGGGUUUUUCCUCGCUGCUUUCGUCCAUUCUUCUUCUCCUCCUCUGGUACAGCAGCAGCAGCAGCUGCAUGAGCUUAUUGGCACAUUCACAAAAAUCAGGAGGAAGAAGAUCAAUUAAUGAAACGGAUGAUGGACUAGCCUUGUUGGCCAUCAAGGCUCGCAUAAUCAAAGAUCCCUUUCACGUUGUGAGCUCCUGGAAUGAAUCCGUCCCCUAUUGCGAGUGGCCAGGCGUUAUAUGUGGCGGUCGUCGGCAUCCAAACAGGGUCAGAGCCUUGCGUUUACAGUCCAAUGGGUUGGUGGGUUCCAUGGCUCCAGAAAUAGGAAACCUCAGUUUCCUACGAGAGAUUUCGCUCUACAACAACAGCUUCCAUGGUGAAAUCCCUGGUGAAGUAAGCUUUCUUUUCAGGCUUCGUUAUUUAAAACUAUACAACAAUUCAUUUGAAGGGGAAAUCCCACCCAACAUAUCAAAUUGUUCCAACCUUAUAAAUCUCGGUUUAGGUUCUAACAAUCUUGUGGGGAAAAUUCCAAUAGAAAUUAGUACCUUGUUGAAGCUUCAACGCUUAUCAUUCCAUAUGAACAGAUUGACGGGACAGAUCCCACCUUCCUUUGGGAAUCUUUCAUCAUCCCUUGACGGCAUUUCCGCAGGGGAGAAUGAUUUAAGUGGAAGUAUUCCAGAUUCCCUUGGCCAAUUGACAAGAUUAACAUUUCUCUCGUUUUAUGGAAAUAAGUUGUCUGGUAUUAUCCCUCCCACCAUAUAUAAUCUUUCCUCACUUGGUGUUUUUGAUGUUGGAAAUAAUCAACUUCAAGGGAGUCUUCCGCCAAAUUUAGGCUUCAGUCUUCUUAAUCUAUGGUACUUCACAAUUCAAGAAAACCAGUUUAAUGGAUCAAUUCCAAUUUCUGUGUCCAAUUUAUCGAAACUCGAAUUUUUUACAACUAGCAUAAACAAUCUUACUGGGAAAGUGGAUAUCCAUUUUGGAGGCCUAUCAAAACUCAAUUGGCUUUCAAUGUUCUCGAAUCAUUUGGGAAGUGGAGAGGCCGAUGACCUGAAUUUUGUCAACACAUUGACCAACUGUACUAGUUUAACACUUUUGGGGAUUGAGGAUAAUCGGUUUGGCGGCGUGCUCCCUAACUCCAUAGCAAACUUAUCGACUCAACUAGAAAUGCUCACAUUGGAAAAAAAUCAAAUAUCUGGAGAAAUCCCAGUGGGGAUAGGGAAUCUUGUAAGUUUACAACUCUUGGCCCUAUCUAGUAACUUAUUAGAAGGAAGUAUUCCUAAUUCAAUUGGGAGACUUCAAAUGCUUCAGAAACUCCAUUUAAAUGGAAAUAGAUUCAUAGGGCCAAUCCCUUCUUCUCUUGGAAACUUGACACUACUGAUUGAGCUCUAUUUAGAUCAUAAUCACUUGCAAGGAAAAUUACCUUCAAGUCUUGGUAAAUGCAAAUAUUUGUUACGCUUGGGCCUUUCAAAUAAUAGUUUUGAUGGUAUCAUUGCAAGAGAGAUAUUUGAUCUUUUCAUGUUAAUAGAGCUAAACCUGAGUAGAAAUUCUUUCUUUGGUUCUCUACCUUUGGAAACAGGUCAACUCACCAAUCUCGAAAUCCUAGAUGUUUCUGAGAACAUGUUGUCUGGAGAAAUCCCUAACACCCUUAGUACUUGUACAAGCCUAGAGCAUCUUUUUAUAGAUGGUAACUUAUUUAAAGGAUCUAUACCAUUGUCUUUGAGUUCUCUAAGAGCUCUUGAAGAUUUUGAUCUUUCACACAACAACUUCUCCGGUUUGAUCCCAAGAUAUUUGGGUACGUUUAAGUUUUUACAAAACUUAAAUUUAUCUUUUAAUCAUUUGGAGGGUGAGGUAUCAGUAGAUGGAGUCUUUAGAAAUUGGAGUGCAGUUUCAGUCAUUGGGAACAAUAAGCUUUGUGGAGGUAUACCAAAACUUCAUUUGCCAACAUGCCAAACUCAAAAGUCAAAAGAAGAUGGUAGGCAUCAUGUUUUCAAGCUGAUAGUCAUCAUAUGUGGUUGUGGGGACUCUCUAUGUUUGAUUUUUAUGAUUGUUUUUUUGUUUAUCUACCGGAGAAGAAAAGAAAAGAAAGAAUCCACUUUAUUUUCUAUAGGGGCUCGUCAUUUUAAGAUCUCUUAUGCCCAACUCCUUAAAGCUACCGAUGGAUUUUCUUCUACAAAUUUGAUUGAAGUGAGGAGUUUUGGUUCUGUGUACAAAGGAUUUCUCAAUCAUGGGGAAACUAUUGUUGCAAUAAAGGUCUUUAACAUUAGACAAAGAGAUGCUUCCAAGAGUUUCAUGGUUGAAUGUGAAUCCAUUAGAAACAUCCGACAUCGUAAUCUUGUAAAAAUCUUAACAUCUUGCUCAAGUAUAGAUUUUGAAGGCAAUGAUUUUAAGGCUUUAGUAUAUGAGUUCAUGCCCGGUGGGAAUUUGGAGAGUUGGUUACAUCCACAUGCAAAUGGCACACAAGAUGAACAAAUGCAUUUAAACCUCGUUCAAAGAUUAAAUAUUACCAUUGAUAUGGCAACUGCAUUGGAUUAUCUUCACCACCAUUGUCAUACGCAGAUUAUUCAUUGUGAUCUAAAGCCAAGCAAUAUUCUUCUGGAUGAUGAUCUAAUUGCACAUUUGGGUGAUUUUGGGAUAUCAAGAAUACUUUCAAAAGCAACAAGUAGAUCUCAAAAUCACACGAGCUCAAUCGGAAUAAAGGGAUCGAUUGGAUACAUUGCACCAAAGUAUGGUGCAGGUGUUGAUGUCUCAACGUGUGGUGAUGUCUACAGCUAUGGGAUACUCUUGUUAGAGAUGUUCACAAGAAAGCGGCCUACUCAUGAAAUGUUCAAAGAUAACUUUAAUCUUCAUCGUUGGGCUGAGAUGGCAUUGCAUGAUGGAAUGAUUGCUGUAAUUGAUCCAUCACUUCUCUCCAUGGAAGAAGAUGAAGAAGAUGCAACAACAACUGUGAUCAACAUCACUGGAAGCCGAAGGCGCAUGAAGGAUAGAGUGCAAGAGUGUCUUAAUUCAAUUAUUAGAAUUGGAGUUGCCUGCUCUGCUGAUUCACCAUGUGAUCGAAUGGACAUAAAUGAUGUCGUCAAAGAACUACAUCUGAUCAAGGAAAUUUAUCUUGGAGUUGGCACUCAUCGAGGAAGAUGAAUUAUAAUACGAACUAUGAACAUUGGUAAGCCGUCGUUUCCUUAAAAAAUUGAGUUUGUUGUACUUAUUGAUGAAGCUGAAACUUUUUUCUUCUAUUUGAGUUAGUUCUGAUUUUAAUCUUAAUAAU